Hypoxylon trugodes is the source of this 3642-nucleotide messenger RNA. Its product is annotated as tRNA synthetases class I-domain-containing protein. Gene Ontology annotation, molecular function: valine-tRNA ligase activity; ATP binding; aminoacyl-tRNA deacylase activity. Gene Ontology annotation, biological process: valyl-tRNA aminoacylation. The record is from RefSeq and is a predicted model, not a curated record. The transcript has 2 exons. Gene Ontology annotation, cellular component: cytosol; cytoplasm. The coding region runs from base 211 to 3531 and encodes 1106 amino acids. NCBI's taxonomy places the organism in Eukaryota, Fungi, Ascomycota, Sordariomycetes, Xylariales, Hypoxylaceae.
CUCAGUACCUUCUUGUACCUUUUUUUUUCUAGUGGUGUGAGUCAAGAAAAUUUCAAGAAGGGGAAACAUAAAUUAAGCAACCCCCAAUGCGAUGACCUCUUUUCCCCUAUUUCUCCAUUAAACACCGUCAAGUUGUCUAGGCUAUUACUUCGAGCACUCUGUGUGCGCAGGCCGCCUUACAGACCAACUUUUCUCUUCACUCGUGCCACAAUGGCUACAAAUAGCGGCCGUGGUAAUCCUAUUAACGCAUCCGAGGGCCCAAGCAAGGUCGGCGAGGGCGCCCCACCCCCCGUCGCCGCCGACGUCAAGGGUGCUGUAACAGAAGCUGCGGGACAGUCAGACGGUGCUGGCGUGCACGCAUCAGGUCAAGACGCCGAAAUGGCCUCAACAGCUGCAACCAAGGCUGAGCCCAAGGUUAAGACCGAGAAAGAAUUAGAGAAGGAGCGGAAAAAAGCAGAGAAGGCUGCCAAGUUCGAACAGAAGAAAGCGAAAGCUGCUGCCCAAGCUACCCCUGCCGCUGGAGCCAAGCCAAAAGAGAAGAAGGCUAAAGCUCCCAAGACCGAAGAAGAACCCCUCCCUCCGUACGUCGAAGAGACCCCCUCCGGCGAGAAGAAGCGACUUCGAUCCCUCGACGACCCCCAACUAAAAGCUUAUAACCCUGUUGCCGUUGAGAGUGCUUGGUACGAGUGGUGGGAGAAGUCAGGCUUCUUCAAGCCCGAAUUCGCCCCCGAUGGCAGUGUCAAAGAGGAGGGAUCUUUCGUUAUCGUUAUACCCCCUCCCAACGUAACGGGUGCGCUACAUAUGGGUCAUGCCCUAGGUAAUUCCCUCCAGGAUGUCAUGAUAAGAUGGAACCGUAUGCAUGGCAAGACGACGUUGUGGCUACCGGGAUGCGACCAUGCCGGCAUCAGUACACAGAGCGUUGUCGAAAACAUGUUAUGGAGACGGCAAGGAAAGACCCGACACGAUCUAGGAAGGAAAAAGUUCGUAGAAACCGUCUGGGAGUGGAAAGAAGACUACCACAAACGAAUCAAUAAUGCGCAACGCAAAAUGGGUGGCUCGACCGAUUGGAGCAGAGAGGCCUUUACUAUGGAUAAGAACCUAAGUGCGGCCGUGACGGAGACCUUCGUCAAGCUUCACGAGGAAGGGACCAUCUAUCGCGCAAAUCGACUCGUCAAUUGGUGUACGCAACUUAAUACGGCACUAUCUAAUCUUGAGGUCGACAACAAGGAGCUUCCGGGCCGAACACUUCUUGAGGUGCCCGGAUAUGACAAGAAAGUUGAGUUCGGAAUCAUCGUGCACUUUAAAUACCCCAUUGAAGGCUCGAAUGAAACCAUUGAAGUUGCGACUACGCGUCCCGAGACAAUGCUUGGCGACACGGGUAUCGCUGUCCACCCCCAGGACGAACGAUACAAACAUCUAGUUGGCAAGAAUGCCGUGCACCCUUUCAUCGAGGGUCGUCUGUUGCCGAUUGUGGCCGAUGACUACGUCGAUAAAGAAUUUGGUACUGGUGCUGUGAAGAUCACCCCGGCCCACGACCCCAAUGAUUUUGCUCUAGGUCAACGACACAACCUGAAAUUCAUUAACAUCCUAACGGAUGAUGGUCUCAUGAACGAGAACACCGGAAAGUACAAGGGCCAGAAGCGAUUCGACGUAAGGUAUUCUAUCCAGACUGAUCUCAAGGAACUUGGAUUAUAUGUGGAUAAGAAGGACAACCCGAUGAAGGUACCUGUUUGCUCAAAGUCGAAGGACGUUAUUGAACCUAUCAUGAAACCUCAGUGGUGGAUGAGGAUGAAAGAUAUGGCUGCUGAGGCUGUGAGGGUUGUAAGGGAUGGUUCAAUCAAGAUCAAGCCUGAGACAGCUGAAAAUAGCUACUACAGGUGGAUGGAGAACAUCAAUGACUGGUGUCUUUCGCGUCAACUUUGGUGGGGCCACCAAUGCCCUGUAUACUUCGCUAAUGUUGAAGGUGAGACGGGUGAUCGGGCGCAGGAUGACUUAUGGUUUUCCGGCCGGACAGAGGAAGAAGCGCGAGCCAAAGCCGAAAAAGCUCUACCUGGGAAGAAAUUCACGUUGGAGCGCGAUGAAGAUGUGCUAGAUACUUGGUUUUCUUCCGGAUUAUGGCCGUUCUCAACUCUUGGCUGGCCGAACAAGACCCAUGACCUGCAGACACUUUACCCCACCAGCGUCCUCGAGACUGGUUGGGAUAUCUUGUUCUUUUGGAUCGCAAGGAUGAUUAUGCUUGGUAUGAAGAUGGUCGGAGAAAUUCCUUUCCGUGAGAUUUACUGCCACUCGCUAGUAAGAGACUCAGAUGGAAGGAAAAUGUCCAAGUCCUUAGGUAACGUUAUCGACCCUCUUGACGUCAUUAGCGGAAUCCCUCUAGCACAACUCCACGAGAAGCUAGCUCAAGGAAAUCUUCACCCAAGUGAAGUUGAGAAGGCCACGAAGUACCAGAAGGCGGCUUUCCCAGAUGGUAUCCCGCAGUGCGGAGCCGACGCUCUUCGAUUCUGCAUGGUCAACUACACCACUGGUGGAGGUGAUAUCAACUUUGACAUUAAGGUCAUGCACGGCUACCGGAAAUUCUGCAACAAGAUUUACCAGGCCACGAAAUUCGUCCUUGGUAAAUUGGACAGCGACUUCGUCCCCCAGAAGACUGGAAAGCUCACCGGGAAAGAGUCUCUUGCUGAGAAAUGGAUUCUCCACAAGAUGAACACUGCCACCAAGGAAAUCAACGAGGCUAUCGCUGAUAGAGAAUUCAACAAGGCAACAACAACGGUAUACCAGUAUUGGUACAACCAGCUUUGCGACGUAUACAUAGAGAACUCCAAGGCCCUCAUUCAAGAUGGUACGGAAGACGAGAAGCGCUCGGCUGUCGACACAUUAUACACAGCGCUUGAUAGCGCAUUGAAGCUAAUUCACCCUUUUAUGCCCUUCCUCACAGAAGAGUUAUGGCAACGUCUCCCGCGUAGCCCCGGCGACGAAACACAGACAAUCAUGCUUGCUAGAUAUCCUACGUAUGACCAGGAGUUAGACAACCCCGCAGCCGAGGCUGCUUACGAACUCGUCUUGGGAUGCUCUAAGGGUAUUCGAUCUUUGAUGGCGGAAUACGCGCUCAAGGACGAAGUUAAAGUUUUUGUACAAACCUACGACGAGACAGCAAACCAAACUGCCGUUGAUCAGGUUCAAUCUAUCAAGUCGCUCAGCGGCAAGGGUGUUACGAACAUAGAAGUGCUCUCCGGUUCGGACCCUCGACCUGCGGGUUGCGUAGCGUUCCCAGUAUCUAGUGCCGCGGCUGUGUUCCUACAUGUCAAGGGACGCGUAGAUAUCGAUGAUGAAAUCGCCAAGGCGAAUAAGAAGCUCGAUAAGACACGUGCUGCUAUUACUAAGCAGCAGAAACUCCUCGCUGAUUCAGGCUACCAGCAGAAGGUUGCGGAGGCUCUUCAGGAGGCUGACCGCAAGAAGCUUGCUGAUCUUGAGUCGGAGGCUACUGGGUUUGAGGGAACUAUUAAGCAAUUUGAGGGUUUGAAGUUGGAGUAAGUGGAUAUCCAAGUCUAGAUUCUUCCACUCGAGAGGAGAUGAGAAAAGGGGAGGUGUAGAGAAAGAACAAUAAAAUGUUCCCGAUGAGAAUAAGAGUUAGCCUAGUUUUUG